Molecule: messenger RNA, 3474 nt
Organism: Gaeumannomyces tritici R3-111a-1
Lineage: Eukaryota; Fungi; Ascomycota; Sordariomycetes; Magnaporthales; Magnaporthaceae
Product: amine oxidase
Exons: 4
Coding region: 1258-2874 (538 amino acids)
Molecular function (GO): oxidoreductase activity
Source: RefSeq, a predicted model, not a curated record
GGGCCGACAAGGGAAUCUCCGGGCAUUAAUUCGCUGGAAUUGCGGCGGAAAUGCAGGCUGGUGACCCACUCUGGGCAGGCGGUCUAGAGCGAUUGCGGUGUGGCCAUUCAAUCUUCUUCCCGCGCGGCUCACUGCCCAUCUGCAAGACCAUGAACUCCUGAUCCAACACCUAUGGCUUUUGCCCCGCUCCGGCCGAUACAGGAUCGAAAAAUAACACAGUGGCCAGUCAUAGUGCACUCACAAACGUCCAUGGUUCUUGGAUGUGGUCGAUUGGCUGUCCUAGCUCCUCUCGUCUCAGUCCGGUCCUGCUCCCGGAACGUCUCCUGUAUGUCAGCUGUCAUCGCCCUUCUCUUGUCUCAGGCACACCCUCUUCACUCGCACGCCGAGUGUGCAUCUGCCGAGCACUAUGCGCUCCGCCGAUGGGUGCGCAACCGCCGUCUUUCGUUGCAUGCCAGCUUCCUUUGCCUUCAUUGGCUGCGCCGCAGCAGGCACCAGUUGAUCCAACAUGUUCUGGGCCCUGUUGCCCCAGUGGGUGUCUUAUCAGCCGGUGUUGGCUGUUGUUGUGCCCCUCCACACCCCUCCCUCUCAGUCUCGUCAUCCGCCCUCCCUCAUGGCUGUUUCACCUGGCAGGGCAUGCCCAGGAAGCAAGCGCCGGUCUUCUCGUGAGGCUUUUUCUGUCUUUGGUUUUUUUCUUGGUCGAUAAGGGGCCGGAGUCGUCACAAUGGGGAAUAGAAUGGAGGUGUUCCCGCUGGAGUGGCGGCGGAACAGGGAUGGCGGCUCUGCAGGUCCUCCUCCGAGCUAGCCGUGUGUGGAUGAAUAUCACCAAAGCCAGACACGGGGCUGUCCUGCGCCCACCAACCAGGAACUUACCUGGCGUAUUCAUUACCGGUCAUUUGCCCCCUCUUGUGUUCUCAUCAUUGGUGUUGCAAGGUGCACCUUUGUUAUUUAGCCUCAAGGCGGUCAUGGUAUUCAUACCGCUAUCAGCUUUGCCCCUCGUGACUGACUACACCGCUCUUGGGCUUUGUUUAGUUCUAUCACUUGCACUAUAUAUAAGAUACCUACAUAACUUUCGCCUGCCCCGUUUGGCCUGAGAGAGGCUUUUUCUAUUUUGUACCCCCAAGCCAUCCCCCAAUAAGACAACACUGCGGUGUUAUUAUCUGACAUUUGUGUUGCGCGCCUAACCCUACAUCUCUCUUUCAUCACAACCUUUCAUAUUACGUCGUUCCUGCCAGUGCCUCAGUGGUGCCGACAGUCAUCAUGGACGCCUUCUCCAUGUCAUACACGAGUGCCUCCCACAGGGAUCUCUCUCGUAUAUACCAAGAUCUGAAGGGCGUGCGCUCACACAGCAUGUUCGAGACAGCAAAAAGCCAUCUAUCCAAAGGCAACAAGAUGCAGGAUAUUUCAGCCAAGUAUGUCACGCGGAAUCUAGGUGGCUCGCCCCAUAUCGGGGUCGUUGGUGCGGGCCUUGCGGGCCUUAGAUGCGCCGACGUACUACUGAAGAAUGGGUUCCGCGUCACGAUAAUCGAGGGGAGGAAUCGCGUGGGAGGACGGGUUGUCCAGAAGAAGCUGCCCAAUGGCCGUCUGGUGGACGGUGGUCCCAACUGGAUCCACGGGACCGAGGACAACCCUAUUAUGGACCUGGCCAGGGAAACGGAUACGAAAACCGGUGCCUGGGACACGACGUCCUACGCAUUCGACGAGAACGGCCAUCUCUUGCCAACCGCCGAGGGAGAAAGGUAUUCUACCCUGAUGUGGGAGAUCAUCGGAGACGCCUUCAAAUUUUCCAACGCCCACUCUGCCGAGAUCGACGCCUCUGAAAGCCUUCUCGACUUCUUCAAAAGGGAGGUCGAGAAGAGGAUCCCAGACUCGUCUGCGGAUUUUGAAAAGCAGCGGUAUAUCCUGCUGCAGAUGGCCGAGCUAUGGGGCGCUUUCAUCGGGAGUCCCAUCUCGAGACAAAGUCUGAAGUUCUUUUGGUUGGAAGAGUGCAUAGAAGGAGAGAAUCUCUUCUGUGCCGGCACAUAUCAGAAGAUUCUGGAGCUGGUUGCGAAGCCCGCAUUAGCCGAGGCGACUAUCAGAUACGAGACAAUCGUUUCGCGUGUCACCACCAAAGACGAGGCUAGCGGCACUGUCAAACUCUCGACUUCUGGUGGCGAGGUCCUCGAGUUUGACGAAGUGGUAUUCACAGCGCCUUUGGGGUGGCUGAAGAAACACUUGGACGCAUUCGAGCCGCCACUGCCUACGCGCCUCUGCAACGCAGUUGCAAAUAUCAGCUACGGCUGUCUUGAAAAGGUCUAUAUCAGCUUCCCGAGAGCAUUUUGGCUUCCUACUGAUGCAAAAGCGCGGUCCGUGCAUGGAUUCUGCCAAUGGCUUUCCCCGGGUUACGCCAACGAGACAAACCCUGCCCGAUGGACUCAGGAGGUGGUUGAGCUGGCGUCACUCCCGGGAGAUACUGCUCACCCCACGCUACUUUUCUACACGUACGGGAAGGAGUCCGAGCACAUAACGAGCACCCUCGACUCACUAUCAGGAUCAAAGCAGAAGCAAGAGGACUUCAUCUUCAAGUUCUUCGAGCCAUACUUCUCCCGGUUGCCGCACUAUGACUGCGGCUCGGACGACUGCCGACCCGCGUCCUUCCUGGCGAGCUCAUGGCUCCGGGACGACCUCGCGGGCAAUGGCAGCUACGCUAACUUCCAGGUCGGGCUCGAGAAGGGCGACGAAGAUAUCCGCGUCAUGCGCGAGGGCCUCCCGCAGCGGGGCCUCUGGCUGGCCGGCGAGCACACGGCGCCCUUUGUCGCCCUCGGCACCGCGACGGGCGCCUACUGGAGCGGUGAGAACGUGGCGCAAAGGCUCGCCGAGGCGUAUGGGCGUGAGUAGAGCGAGCCAUCUGAGAAAGUGGGAACAUGGCGGUGCUGCGUUGCGUAAACGUCCACUCGCGGGCUGGAUUCAUGAUUGUCAUUGUAUUGGGGAUUUAUUGUUCGGCAUUGGCUAUCAACUAAUCCAUCUGGUGAUGAUGUGCGUGCACCAUGUCUGCUUGAUAGCACAGAGCCUCGAAACUGCCCUGCUCAGAACGAUCCUAAACCGUACUGCUCGCACGUCAUCUAACUGCAGUCGAAGGCAACACGGCAUUCGGUGUCCCCGUUAGUGCUGCGGCACCUUCCCGUCCCGAGGUCGGUGCUCGUUACGUUGUACCGGAGAAUGCCCUCCAGACGGGGCAGUCUGUCGUUUUCGCUUCGGAGCCUGAUGGUGACGGGAUACGGAAGCUCGGAGCUGAUGGAAGUGCUGCCCCGGAUCGAGCGGCGCCCGAGUUGGCGGCAGGUGUGGUCGACGAUGACCGCGUCUCGGGUUUCCGGCAGCACGGGCAGCGCGAUCCUGUAGGUCUUGAGGAUCAAGUUACAGGUUCCUUCCACCCCGCAGUCCCCCUGUCGCUUGUGCAGGGCAUUCUCUGUAGGGCCGGUAGCGGGCUGCAGCGCGGCC